Molecule: messenger RNA, 2250 nt
Organism: Plodia interpunctella (Indianmeal moth)
Lineage: Eukaryota; Metazoa; Arthropoda; Insecta; Lepidoptera; Pyralidae
Product: transcription factor Sox-8-like
Exons: 3
Coding region: 553-1194 (213 amino acids)
Biological process (GO): regulation of transcription by RNA polymerase II
Cellular component (GO): nucleus
Molecular function (GO): RNA polymerase II cis-regulatory region sequence-specific DNA binding; DNA-binding transcription factor activity, RNA polymerase II-specific
Source: RefSeq, a predicted model, not a curated record
CGCGCGCAGCCACGCUGAAUUAAUGUGCCCUUGAUUGAAGUCUUACUUUAUUGUAUGAGUACUUAUGUCAUUUGCGUUUCACGUAAUAUUUUUAUUUAUUAUAAUCUUAUUUGUUCCUUAAUUCAUAUAAAGAAUGCAAUAAGCAUAUAUUGUGGCACUUAGGUAUAUUUCCAACUUAUUCAACGUAAUAUAUAAAAAUAGUAAUAUUGUUAAAAUUAUUAGGUAAAUUUAAUUUUGCAUAAGUUCAUUAAUAAAUUUAAUUAACAUCUUUUGAGAAUAAACGAUCUCAGAAAAUAAUUCCAAAAGUCUAUCUUAAAAAUGUAUAAACAUCGAUAUUAAACCGUCAAACUUUAUUGUUUUCGUUUCUGGUAUACAAAUAAUCGGAUAAUCUUAAAGUAAACAAAUACGAUAUCGCGGACCGCGUUCCCCUUCUGUCGGCGUUUAUACUUGCGCGGGAGCAUAAGGACUUCUUUAUACUCGGAGCGCGCGAGUCGGUCGCACGCGCGCUGUCACCGCGACAUUUGACUGUUCUUCUGUCUGUAGUCUGUGACCAUGAGCUGGGAGCAGGAUAAGCUGGAGAUCAAUGAGGCUGUAGGCCGACUGAUGAGGAACCUCAACUAUGACAAAAUAGUCCCUCGCCCAACAAGAGGAGGAGGAGGACUACACCGACGGGAGCACGUGAAGCGGCCAAUGAAUGCGUUCAUGGUGUUCGCGCAGGCCAUGCGUCGGCGGCUGUCGGAGGAGCGGCCUUCGCUGCACAAUGCCGAGCUCAGCAAGUUCCUGGGAAUCAUGUGGAAAAGCCUAACAGAUGAGCAGAAGAUGCCGUUUGUCAAGGAAGCAGAGAAGCUGCGCGCUCAACACAAGAGGGAGUACCCCGACUACAAGUACCAGCCGCGACGCCGCAAGCCGCCGCCUGCCACCAACACGAGGCUGAAGAGAGAGCCCUCGCCCGACCGUGACCAAAUAGACUUCGCUGGCAUGCCCGAGCUCUCCCCCGCACUCCUCGAUGGCCCUCCAGAUGGAGCCGAAUUGGACCAAUACUUAAAACCCACCUCGGUGCCAGAAUACCACGAACUCCAACCGAGGUACACUCACAGCCUACCGCACCAACCCCCACCGCCACUGUACGCCCCAGUACCUCCACACAUUCACCCGUCGUGCACAGACUGGCCGCACUAUGUUAGCCAUCCCUGAAAUCUUAUUUUAUUUUUAACCUUCAGGAAGUUUCGUAGAACUCAAAAUUUAUAGCCGCCUGUUUUUUGCGACAUCAAAAUAGGUCAUCUAAUCUUUGUAAAUAAACUACCGCCAUGUGGCCUAAAGGACAUUAGGCGCACGUGCGGUUAAUCAAAAACAAACACAAGUUGAAAUUUUAAUAGGAAUUAGAUACGGAAGCAUCGAGCAAAGUUAUCAUGACAAAAAUAUUGUGAAAUUUUAACUCAUGGAUAUGGAGCCUAUUUUAUUAUUAAGAUAAUCUAGUAAAUAGUUAUCUACUUAUUAGGCUGCACAUUCAGCUGAAAAUUCUUUUGUUUAGUUAUAUUAAGUAAGUACCUACACUUAUUUUAAAAUCUAGUGAUUAGUAAAUAGUUAAUAGUUCGUAAAAUUCCUCAUGUUCCAAUCCAAAGUUAAUUAAGACAGAACAUCAGGUACAAUGAAGGUUAAGUUAUUAUUUUGUGAAUAAGUUUCAUAAGCAGGAACAAUGAAUGUUAUUUAAUUUCUCUGUUUUUGAUAUGUUAAUUUCUAAUUUGUAAAUAAAUCUCAAAUGUAUAUUGUUAUUACAUUAUAAGGUACAUAGGUAUCACAGCGUGUAUGGUAGGUACACUGAGUUUAUUUGAGAUAUUGUUCACGUUAUUGCUAGUAGAAUCAAAAGCACAUGGUCAUUUGUCUAUUAUUCUUCGAAUUAUCUCACAUGAGCCAAUUUAUAGAAUGAUAGAAGGUAAUGAUUUUUAAAUUAAGACUAAAGUGGUCUGAGAAGAAAUACUUUUCGUGCCACGUGCCACACACACGGAGCAAUUUAAGUAUGCACUUUCUCUAUUUGUGGAUGUCCAGAAUCCCGAAAUUCUCAAGGCAGCGAGGACGCAGGACACUACUUUUAGAAAUAAUAGAAUAAUAUCGCAACUGACCAUAUUUUGUGGCUGGGGUCGGAUUAGGUUUAUGCCUACACCGUGUACCCUAAUACCUACCGAAUAUUAUAAAUUUAUAUUUUAAGUAACAUAUUCUUAAAAAUUAUCUAAAUAAAAUCACUGCGAGCUA